Molecule: messenger RNA, 6050 nt
Organism: Nematolebias whitei (Rio pearlfish)
Lineage: Eukaryota; Metazoa; Chordata; Actinopteri; Cyprinodontiformes; Rivulidae
Gene: obsl1b
Product: obscurin like cytoskeletal adaptor 1b
Exons: 22
Coding region: 108-6050 (1980 amino acids)
Molecular function (GO): protein binding
Source: RefSeq, a predicted model, not a curated record
ACGGAAUAAACUACAGUGGAGACGUUGGAUGGUCCUGCUGUGGUGAAACGCCUUGGAUACCUCUCCUGAACUUCUUGAGGUGGAGGGAAACUGUCAAAGACUCAAGAAUGGAUGUGUUUGGUGGUGCACCACGUUUCUUAGCCUAUCCAAGACCUGUAGUGGUACAAAGUGGAACGGAUGCAGUCCUAAAGUGUCAAAUUGGUGGCGAUCCAAGGCCUGCCGUCAUCUGGGAACGAAACAAUGAAAAGAUUGACCCUCAAGGACGAUAUAGGGUUUUUGAAGAUGGCAACGUUUACAACCUUAUCCUAUCAGCUGUUACUAUUGAGGAUAGUGGCCAAUACAUAUGCAAAGCAAAGAACAGCAUUGGGGAAACCUAUGCAGCUGCCACUCUGAAGGUUGAAGGUGAGGCCCAAGAAAUGGAGCUCAGAGAGGAAAAUAAGCCACGAUUUCUCAUCAAGCCCCUUUCCACUCGUGUUGGCCGUGGAGAGGAUGCUGUCUUUUCCUGUAAGCUUUGGGGAAACCCAAGACCAGAAGUUGUCUGGGAAAAGGAUGGUAGAAAACUUAAUGAAAUUUUUGAGAGCACACAUUUCAGUGUGGGCCAUCAGGAUGGUGGAUGGUUUCAGCUUAAAAUCUUCAAGACUCGUGCUCCAGAUGGUGGUGUAUACACAUGUAAAGCUAGGAAUGAGUUUGGAGAAGCUCUAGCAGGAGCUGUACUACUUGUUGAUGCAGGUCCGGGACAUGAAGAAGAGGGAAAUCGUAAUGGCUAUACCAAUGGUCACUGGAAAAUUCACCAGGGAAAACAGAGAACUGGCAGACAAGUACCAAGUCGACUAAGAGACGACAACAUGACCAAGUCAACAAAAGUGAAAAUGUUUGCAGUGACUGAAGGCAAGCAUGCCAAAUUCCGCUGCUUUGUGACUGGUAAACCAAAACCAGAAAUAAUCUGGAGGAAAGAUGGUAGACUUAUACUUUCUGGAAGGCGUUACUUGUUGUAUGAGGAUAGAGAUGGGUACUUCACACUAAAAGUUCUGUAUUGUAAGCAAAAGGAUAAUGGAGUUUAUGUUUGUGCUGCAUCAAAUACUGCAGGGCAAACGCUCAGUGCUGUACACCUUUCUGUCAAGGAGCCACCUGUACGGUUUAAGCAGCCUCUCUAUGAUCUAGAAGUUUGGGAACGAGAUUUAGCUGUUCUUGAGUGUGAAGUUCCAGAAGACUCUGUUCCGAUAACAUGGUAUCUGGAGGACAGACGACUGCAGCCAGGGGCCAAAUAUGGAAUGGAGGAAUGGGGAACGAAACGACGACUAACCAUUCGUGACAUCGGAGUCGAUGAUGAUGGAAUUUACCUCUGUGAGAUGCCUGAUGGGGGCAGAAGUAUAGCAGAAGUAGCUGUUAAAGGUACAAUUUUGCGAAAACUUCCAAGAAAAGUGGAUGUCUUGGAAGGUGAAAAUGCUGCUUUUUGCGUUGAAGUGGAAAAAGAAGAGAUGGACAUUCAUUGGUACAAAGAUGGCACGGAGUUGCGUGAAACCCACCAGACCAUCAUUAAGUCCUUUGGUCGUACUCACAUCCUGGUUUUUGUCAAUACGAUGCCCCAAGACUCUGGUUUAGUGACUUUUCUUGUGGGCAGAUCAAAGACGUCCUCUCAGUUAAGAGUGAAAUCUGCAAGACAUUGUCCUCCGAGCUGUCCAGUUGGAGUGCAGAUGAACACAGAGCGUGCCAAUGCCGCCCUGCUCUCAUGGAUUCCUGCUCCCGACUCACGAAAGAACCCUCCAUCUGGAUAUGUGCUUGAACGACAGGAAGUAGGCACUGGAUCACAGGAGUGGCUUCAGUGUUUGACCACAGACUCUGCAACUGCUGUGGAGAUCCUUGGUGACAGCGUCCCAUGCGAAGCCGAUUAUCGCUUUCGUAUUUGCAGUGUAAACAAAUAUGGAAAAAGCAACAAUGUUGAGUUUCCACGCACUGUUCACUUAGUUCCUGUGGCCAGAAUACAAGCUCCUUUACAAGAUGCCUUGGUGCCAGAGGGGCAGGAUGCUCUUUUCACCAUUGAACUUUCUGCUUCAGUUAUUGGUACAUGGUUUUUAAAUGGAACCCAGCUUCAAGAAGAUGAGCGUUAUUCCAUUCGACGGUCAAGAACCCACCAAUCUCUUCGAAUUCGAGGAGUACGGGAUACAGACAAUGGAGCUGAUAUUACAUUUAUUGCCUAUGGUAUCAGAGAUUCUGCAGCCCUAUAUAUACAAGGUAGGUACUGUAUAGUGAAAUUUCUACCACUGUCUGAAAUGGAUCGCAACAAAUUUGUAGAAGUUGGGAACCCAAUUGUACUUUACUGCGAGAUCUCUGACCCUUCAACUUCAGUGCAUUGGUACAAGAACGGGGUAGAACUACAGACAAUGGAUGGUCUUCAUAUCCAAUCAGAAGGCACAAUGAGACGGAUUGUCAUCCAAUCAGCAGACUUCUCACAUUCAGGAGUGUACUGCUGUGAUGCUAUUGAUGAUGUCAUCAGGUUCAAUGUAGAAGUAGAAGCGCCACCGGUAACAUUUGCUGAUGUCUCAGAGAAGGACCUUUUUCACAGUGCUGUGGAACAAGAGCAGUUGGUUUUGCCAUGUCACGUAUCAAGGGCUGAUGGUGUUGUUCAGUGGUACAAAGAUGGAAUGGAAAUACAAUCAAACAAUGACAUUACAAUAUAUGCAAAAGGUUCUGAAAGAAAUCUGACUAUACAUUCAGCCCAACUGUCUGACGCAGGCACAUACACAUGUCGUGCAGGAGACAACAUUUUAAUCUUCAAGGUUAACAUAAGAGAACCUCCUGUUACGAUAGUCUACCCCAAAGAGGACGUCCACCUUGACCGUCAUGUUCCUGAAGAAAUUAUUCUUAGCUGUGAACUGUCUCGUCCUAAUGGUGUUGUCAGCUGGUUUAAAGAUGGCCAGAAGCUUCAAGAGUCUGAAAAUAUCAAGCUUAAACUUGAAGGCCCAUAUCGCCGACUCACAAUUCUUUCAAGUAGAGUCGAAGAUUCUGGAGAAUAUGUCUGCGAUACAAAUGAUGAUUCAAUAUUCUUUCACCUUAAUAUUACAGAACCUCCAGUUCAAAUUUUAUCCCCAAGUCAGUCACAAAUGGAACUGUGUCAGCAGACCUCUGAAAGGAUGGUGCUGAGUUGUGAGAUCUCACGGCCCAAUGCAGUGGUGCGUUGGUAUCGAGAUGGACUCGAGGUGGAAGAGAAUGACAAUCUUAUUCUAGAAGUGGAUGGUGUCUACAGAAGACUUAUUAUACCAGAAACAACUGUCAAAGACUCAGCAGAAUAUGUAUGUGACACAGGGGAUGAUUCUGUGACAUUUUUUGUGAACAUAGCAGAACCUCCUGUUCGCUUCAUACGCCCACGGAAGAUGGCAAGUAGUGUAGAGAAAGCAGUUGGGGAGACUCUGGUUUUAGACUGUGAAGUUUCAAGAUCCAAUGCCGAAAUCACCUGGAAGAAAAAUGGGGAGGAAGUAGAAGACUCCAGAAAUAUCACAAUCCUAGAGGAUGGCAUCAUGCGACAAUUAACCAUUCUCUCUUUAACAGUGGAGGACAGUGGGCAAUACGUGUGUGAUGCAAAAGAUGAUGUGAUGCAUUUUAAUGUGAAUGUGCAAGACUUGCCUGUAAAAAUUCUUGGAAAAACUGGGGCUAAGACCGAAAGACAGUUUUUGGUGUCGGAUGAUAUUAUUUUAGUUUGUGAACUCUCAAGAGCCAGUGCUUCAGUCAAAUGGUACAAAGACAAUCAUCUUAUUGAUGACACUAAGAGAUACUGCUGUGAAGAGCAAGACGUCUUCCGGUCUCUGGUUGUUCUUAAUGCUGGACUGGAAGACUCAGGGGAGUAUUCCUGUGAUGCAGGGGAUGAUAAGAUGGUCUUUCAUAUAACUGUUAAAGAGCCUCCUGUGCAGAUAAUUGGAAAUUCAGGUAAUCCAGAGCAUCAUGCCAUGGCAGCAGGAGAUGAUCUUGUUCUGGAGUGUGAAGUGUCUCAACCAAAUGCCUCUGUCAAGUGGCUACAUAAUGGCGAGAUACUCAAUCCAGACAAUCGGAUACAUAUUGAUAGUUAUGAUGUGGUGAGGAAGCUUGUUCUCUCUGGACUUCAACCUUCAGACUCGGGAGAAUACAUAUGUGACGCCAUUGAUGACAAGUUGAUAACAAUUGUGAAAGUAGAAGCUCCACGUGUUGUGGAGUUCAUAGCGGAGCUCCGUAAUAUCACUGUCCGUGAAGGGGAAGAUGCAGCAUUCAAGUGCGUUGUUUCACCAGCAGACGUUAAACUGGUCUGGCACUUGAAUGACAAGAAGGUUGCAUUGAAUGAGCGCGCGGUCAUUUCCAGCCAUGGCCUGUGCCAUAUGCUCUCCAUCAACAACUGCAUGGUUUUAGAUAGCGGCAGAGUGACAGCUGAUGCCGAGGGGUUGGUAUCAGAAGCAGAACUCCAGGUUCAAGAGCAACAGGUGCUGUUCACCAAGAAAAUGUCCCCAGUUGUAGCUGAGGAGUACAAUGAGGCAACUCUCGAGGUGGAGGUGAAUCUAGAUGCAGGAGAGGUGCAGUGGAUGAGACAAGGGGUGCUGAUCCACCCUGGCGCCAAGUAUACCCUCAAACACAAGGGCCAAAAACACAGCCUUACCAUCCACACUCUGGCCGUGUCUGACCGGGGCACCUACAGCUGCGAAACCCUUCACGACCGCACACAAGCCCAGCUCAGAGUGGAGCCUCGAAAAGUCACAGUCAAGAGAGGGCUGACUGACAUUAAAACCACAGAGAGAGAGACAGCUUCCUUUGAAGUGGAGCUCUCCCAUUCUAAUGUCCCAGGCACGUGGAUCAGAAACGGAAUCCAGCUUAAGCCAACGAAUCACUUCCGUAUGAGCGCCAAAGGACAAGUUCACAGCCUCACCAUCUCUAAUCUAUCAGUGGAAGACACUGGAACCUUUGUUUUCUGUGUAGACAAUCUGAAAACAUCUGCGAGGCUUGUUGUGAAGGAGCCUCCGGUGACUAUUUUUAGGAAACUGGAAAACCAGAAAGUCCCGGAUGGUUCGAUAAUUUCUCUGGAGUGCGAACUGUCAAGACACAACGUUGAUGUAAAAUGGAUGAAGAAUGGAGAUGAGCUGAAGCCAAGCAAGGACCUGCGUAUUUAUGCAAUGGGAAGAAAGCGGUUUCUUCAGAUAAUGAAAUGCCACGUCACUGACUCUGGCAUCUACACGUGUGAUGCUGGAGAUGUUACUACAUCCUGCACUGUGGAAGUUUAUGAGCGCAAGUUGUCGGUCCUUCAGGGCCUUGAUAAUCUGGACAUCCAGGAGGAUCAGAAUGCUGUGUUUGUUUGUGAGAUCUCUGUGGAGGACGUGCCAGGGGAAUGGUACAAAAAUGGUGAGCGGAUACAGCCCACCAGCACAAUCAAGAUCCGUCAGGAAGGGACAAAGCACUUUCUCCUCAUGUGUAACGUUCGAGCAGAAGACUCAGGCGAGAUCAAGUUCGUCGCUAGAAAUGUUGAAUCAGUUGCUUGCCUGGAUGUGGAAGAGCUCCCGGUCAACAUAGUAAAACCUCUGCAGGAUAAGACUGUCUUGGAGAAGAGUCGUGUCAUGCUGGACUGCACCGUGUCCAACCCCAGAUGUAGUAUCCGCUGGUACAAAGACAUCAAUGUUAUCCUGCCCUCAGAGCGCUUUGAGAUCUGCAGCGAGGGCUGCUACCGCAAGCUGAUCAUCCAGCAGGUGGCGCUGGAGGAUGAGGGCAUGUAUAGUGUGCAGGUUGGAGAGUACUCCUGCUCUGCCAAACUGACAGUGGAGGCCCAGUCCGUGUUGUUGGUCCGGGAGCUCCAAGACUUGGAGGUGGCGGCACCUGACAAGGCCUGCUUUGAAUGUGAAGUCUCAGACCAGAUCCUCAGGUACCCUGUGUGGAGUCUGAACGGGGAUCCCCUGCAGCCAGGCCCCCAUGUGCGUAUAGAGAAGAUGGGUACGGUCCAUAGGCUGACCCUCAUGCAGACCAACCCAGACAUGAGCGGGGUGGUAGAGUUCACAUCUGGGAAAGCAAAAAGUCAAGCCCAGCUUCGAGUAGUGAGUAAGUGA